This is a messenger RNA of Diatraea saccharalis (sugarcane borer), 1644 nucleotides long. Lineage: Eukaryota; Metazoa; Arthropoda; Insecta; Lepidoptera; Crambidae. The record is from the annotation of a GenBank genome assembly.
AUGUCGACUUGUGGGAGAUUACAGUUUGAUGCCUACGUAGCCGCAAGAUCAGAUAAUGUACGAGAUUUACUGUCUCGCUUACUAGGUGCAAGAGAUACCAAGAAACCAUUAGUCUUUGUAGUGGAUGUGGGUACCAAACCAAGGACAUCGGAUACCAGGAACAUCAUCAAUGUUGAAGGAAGCGAACCACUUGAUUUCGACUAUUAUAUGGGGCUCGAUGGUAACAGAGCAGCACUCGAGUCGGAAUCUGAGUCUAGUUCAAGCAGUCUCGAAGAGGCUAAGCAAUCUUUACGUACUGCAUUACGCGCGCGCUGCAACAAAGUAGACAAGUGCGUCCGGAAGUGUCCCCCUAGGAAACCAUCAUGCCCGUUCAGUUGUCAACAAGUUUUUGACAGCUUGAACCUCUGUCCACCACCACCGCCUCCCCCAGAUCCUUGCAAGAAACCGAUGUGUGGAAAAACUAUGCCACCCGCUUGGAGACUUUUUUUUGAUUUGGACACCAGUAGAAGAAUACAAGAAAUGGUGUCUAUAAAACAGGGAGGAAUCCCUGCAAUUCUGGCAAUACUUUUUGUUAAUUUUAUCAUUUCAACAAAAGCUUCACAAUCUAGACGCUCCAAUUAUUAUGAUAGAGAAUCUGAUAAAAAUCCUGUUUUGUUGUAUUUGGAUAACUCAGGAGCAUCUAAUGCACUAUUGUCUCAUAAAUAUGACAGAGAUGUGGGUGAAUUCGAUUUGAGAGGCAAAAGUUCAGCAUCAUUAAUAAAUCUGUUGAGCUUAUUGACUCAGUCUGCAAUUAAAAACGUCGUUAAUAACCAGCUCAAAGAUUCCAACAAAAAUUACAGAGAUAGAACACAGACUUCCAACUACCAUCGAUACGAGAAUAACCGUGAUAGAGACGAUGACGAUAAAUAUAACAGAAACAGAUAUCGUGAUAACGUCAUAGAAGACAGGAAUAAUCGACAAAGAGGAAGAUACCAACGGGGUAAAGACCGAUUUAGAUUAUAUAGAUCUCGCAAACCUCUAAGGAGUGACGAUCGAGCUCAAGAAAGUAGAGAUGAUGAUAGAAGAGAAAGAGAACAACGGGACAGUGACAGAAGAGAUAGAGAUCAGCAGGAUAAUGACAGAAAAGAUAGAGAACAAGAUGACAGCGAGAGAAGAGAUCGAGAUCGAGAACAAGACGAAAGAGAUAGAAGAAAUCGUGCGCAAGAUGAAAGAGACAGGAGAGAUCGCGAGCAAGAUGAAAGAGAAAAAAGAGACCAGGAACAAGAUGAAAGAGACAGAAGAGAUCGUAUCCGAGAAGAACGAGACGGAAGAGAUCAAGAAGACGAUAGAAGUUCUUAUCAAGAUAGGAGAGGAAAACCGAUAAUCAAAAAGGGGAGUGCCCAAGCCCAAAUUCCAGUAAUAAAAAGCAUACUACGUUCUCUUAGCUGUAAUGCAAGAGACGAGUGCGAAGAUUCAUGUAGCAGUAUUAUGAGCAGGCCAGCAAAGAAUGCGUGUGAAGAUGAAUGUGAAGUAAAAUUUGAGUGUCCACAAGAACAAGAGGAUGAUUCUUGUGAAUCUUGCACAACACCAAAAUCAUGUACUAUUGGAGGUAGUACAAAAGGUAUUACUUUAGAAACGGCUCCGCCCAGCUGUAAGAGAUGUUGA